ACCCCGGAGAGACAGAUGAUGGAAGAGAUCAAAUAAAGAUACAAAAAGAUGAAAUCUGGAAAAGAAACAUUACAUGAAGGACAGAAGCUGUUCGCUGACUCCCAGCCAACCCAUGUACAAUCAGGGAAGUCUUCUUUUCUUCUCCUCCCCUGCUCUCACCUCCUCUCCUGGGACCCACGCCUCGCCCUCCUGAGAAAGUGGGACUCCCCCUCUCCGUUUCUGCUCCCUCCUACUGAAGCUUUAACUGCAGCCGCAGCGGAGCUGGAGGACACAGUCGUGCGCUGGAUUGUAGAGGAGGAAGAGAGAGCAAGCCAUUCCUGAAGCCAUGGACGUCAAGCUGCUGGCGCUGAUGACUCUGCUGGCCGUGGCCAUGCAGGUUCCCACUGCAAACGCCAAGCCCAUCAGUCUGGUGGAGCGGUGCUGGUGUCGCACCACGCUCAACACCAUUUCUCAGCGCUCCAUCAAGGAGCUCAAGUUUCUCCACACCCCCAACUGCCCCUUCCAAGUCAUUGCUAAACUGAAGAACAACAGGGAGGUUUGCAUCAACCCCGAGACCAAGUGGUUGCAAGGAUACCUGAAGAACGCCAUCAACAAGGUGAAAAAAUCCAAGAGACGCAACACCAAGAAAGUCUAAACUCCAGAGAAAGGGGCGUGGAGCGCACUGCCUCCGAAUCUGAACCCCCCCAGGUCAAACCUCCCUGACACUGCUUUGGAUGUAUGCAAACACGCUGUACGCUACCUACCUGUCCACCUCUGUGGACCGCUUGCAGUAGCAGCACUUCACCUCCAAACCUGCACUGACCGCACCGCCGUCAUUCCCUCUCCCCCCAACCCAACUGGGCGAGGAGUCGUCUUCUGAAAUCCAUACAAGCUCCAGAUGCAGUGAUGAAACUUUGAAACAGCAGGAUGCAAACAGAAAGUGUCUCUGAACGUGGAUCAAUUGAAUUAACUCUGCUUCUGUGACUGUAAAUAGUCAGGGUUGUUUUGUCUUUUUUUCUUACACGCCUGUAAAGAGAAACCUCAAGCUUUCCAACUCACACAAAAGCUUUGUGGCUUCAUAACAUCGUAACCUCUUGAACACUAACAAUGUCUCCAAGAGGACGCUCACGCACUGACGCAUCAGUUGCGCUUUGGUGAAAUGAAGAAGUGCUUAAUUUGCGAACGCCAAAGGGAACUCAUGCGAGGCAAACGUGUCUCCUUUUCUACUAAAAUACACCACGCUUCAACCUCAACAAAGAUCCCCAGGUUUCCAUCUCCUCCCACUUCUUCUGUCACAAAAAUCACCUGCAUGUUCUCCAUCACCAUGUCCUAUAAAUUUCCUCUCUGGCCUCCAUCCUCUCCUCCUUCAACACAGAAUGUGGGUUUUCCAGACAUGCCAGCCGAACUCCACUGCUGAUGAUCAGAGGCGAGCCUGGCGUCCAUGUUUGAUGGAGAGGUAAACGGCCAGCCUCGCUUCAUUUAGAGGAAUCCUCCUCUGUGUCGACGCCAGCGCCGGCCUCAUGGUGCUGCAUGUUCACAAAGAGAGGUCAGAGCCAUUUAUACGACUGGUUCAUCGCUGUGUAUCGUUGUUUUUUGUUUUUCAUUCUUUUAUGUAAGAGGGAACAUCUACUAACAACUGGGAGAUGAGAUAAAGUCUUAAGCAUUUACUGAUAACGGGACUUUUGCCAGACGAAGUUGAAGCCAUGCAAGGGAAAGAACGUAUUUUUGUUGAAACAAUUUAGCAAUAGAAAACAUGUCCGCCUCAAAAAUCCUGCAUUCCUCUAUGAUCUUAGAUUUAGGGGUUUUUUUAGUGAAAAAAGUUGUGUAUAUAUAGAGAGAGAGUGAGUCCCAUCCACCUUUAUUGGCACUUUUGCUGAACAUGUGCAAAAAGUCCUAACAGGCAUUAAUUACAUGUUGCUGUAACAUAAUCCCACACUGAAUAAUUUGCUGCAGUUGAAUAAAAGUUAAUUGGUGGCAGGAUGAACUAGAUCCAACCUUUUUUUUAUUGCUCUGACUGAACAAUUUGGCAGAUUUUAGUAAGUCACUAUAUUUUGCUGCCUGACGUUAAUGACGUUGUCUUUCCAACUUUGAAACACGGCUGAUCUGACCUCUGUCAGGUCACGUUCAGCGAAACGUCACGAUGAAAAUCUCUGAUGUUUCAGAGAAAAUGCAAAAAAAAAAGUCAGAUAAAAGUAAUAAAAGAUUUCGGUUGCAUUUGUGUGACAGCUGUUCGUGGGAUUUUGUUGUUGCCGUACAAAAACAAAUCUAUUUUCUUUUAAGGCUUUUUGCACAUUUUCGAGUGCGUGGGUGCUCUACGAUCACAAGUUUAGUGUUUUAUACCAACACCAUUCCUUUUUUAGGAAUAAAAAGCUAAUAAAUUGUCAAAAUUAGUUGGGUCAUGAAUGUCACAGAGGGAAUGUUAAGGUUGGCAAAAGGGAAGUUUUGGUUUAUCCACUUUUUUUUUUUUAACAUCUAUAUAUAUUUGAGCCACUUUAUUAUCAGAUGUUUCCUUUAGCGUAUUUUUAUUCUUUUUAUAUGCGGAAUCUUACUAAUUGUUUUUAUAUCUUGGGUAGAUAAGAGCUACUAAAUGAAGGUGGAUUUUUCAGUAUUAAACUUCUUUACCACAAAUAAAGAGCAAAUAAUCCUGUAUGCAAAGAAAUACAGCACCAUCACUGUUUGACUGCUUAUGUUAAAUGUCUUGUUUUGUCUCUCUUAAUGUUUCUUUACCAGUCAAAACGAGAUGCUAACAUGUCAGAGCUGCUAAAGCUGACGUAGUUUUUUCUUAAAGAAGCUUUUGAAAUUGCUUUUGAGCACAAAGCUUCCUGAGCUCGAGUCAAACCAACUGAACAGUUUUAUUUUCUUUUUUCUCUUAUUGUUUUACUUUAGUCGAUGUAUGACGUGUCAACAGCCAAUGAGCCGCGACAGAACCAAAGCUCAGCUUAGAUCAGAGCCACCAGCAUGUGCUUUCAAUCUGCCAGCACCCGAAAGCCUUUCCUCAGUUUUACUCAAAUCUCUUCAUUCAGAACCAGCUGGUUGUGAUCAUUGUUUUUUAUGUUCUUGUGUUUCGUUUUGUGCUGUUUUGUUUUGUUCUGUGCUUUUCUUACCAGUUUGGAGCAAACGGUGCAAUAACCUUGUAAUUAAUCUCUCAUAAAUCACGCAGGAU
This is a messenger RNA of Xiphophorus maculatus (southern platyfish), 3142 nucleotides long. It is a transcript of the gene cxcl12b, whose product is annotated as stromal cell-derived factor 1-like. Gene Ontology annotation, molecular function: chemoattractant activity; chemokine activity. Gene Ontology annotation, biological process: defense response; chemotaxis; chemokine-mediated signaling pathway. The record is from RefSeq and is a predicted model, not a curated record. Lineage: Eukaryota; Metazoa; Chordata; Actinopteri; Cyprinodontiformes; Poeciliidae. The transcript is spliced from 4 exons. Bases 326 to 634 code for a protein of 102 amino acids. Gene Ontology annotation, cellular component: extracellular region.